AUGAUGACAAACUCCAAUUUCCGGUUAUCCAAACGGGAAAUGAAGGCCAUUCUUUUCGUGUUACUUCUGUUGCUGGCGGCGUUAUCCUACAAUGGAGCUCAGUCGCCGGGAAACCCUCAAAAUAACACGAAUGGGUAUAACCCGUGGGGUUUACCGACAGCUUACAACAUCGCGUAUGCCAUGUUUGGACUACUAGCCAUCAUGUUUCUGGGGCUGUUCUUCGCCUACUGCUGCUGCGGAUGCCGAUGCGGAGGCGGAGGGCUCGAUGCCGCAGUUCUUGAGACGUUCCCGACCCUUGAGUAUUCGGAGGCGAUGAGGCUCCAGAUUGGACGUGGCGAGGAGCUGAAUUGCGGCGUGUGUCUGUUUGAGUUCAAAGACCAUGAAAUGCUGCGUUUUAUCCCCAAUUGCAAUCACGUUUUCCACGCCCAUUGUAUUGAUAAGUGGCUCAAGUCGCACACCGAUUGUCCCUUAUGCCGAGUUGAUCUGGUACACGGAGCCAACGUGCCCCUACACCGACCCGAGUUCCCCAACGAGACAGAAAUGGAAUCUCAAAGCAACGCCGCUGCAGUCGAACCUACGGUUCAAGAAAGAGCUCAAGAACAACUUCCGGCGUUAGUACCCGCUACGGUGUCCGAUGAUUCAAUUAGAAGCCGUAUAAGUGGAUUUCGAUCAAGAAUGACACAACGAUUUCUCCGGCGGUCUCAAUCGACCGGCUACUCGUUUUUCCGGGCGGGCGAGAACACUGAGCGGUUCACUUUGAGGCUAUCCGCCGAGGUGAGGAAUAACAUACUGAACCGUCAAUUGGAACGAACCAGUAGCCAAGUGGUGUUGCCUAGAGAAAGCAGCUCGAGGCACGUGGACCGAGGCGGUGGAGAAGGGACUAGCAGAAGUGGGCCGACUACGUCGUCGAACAGUUGA
Humulus lupulus (European hop) is the source of this 918-nucleotide messenger RNA. Its product is annotated as E3 ubiquitin-protein ligase ATL6-like. The coding region runs from base 1 to 918 and encodes 305 amino acids. The transcript has a single exon. Lineage: Eukaryota; Viridiplantae; Streptophyta; Magnoliopsida; Rosales; Cannabaceae. The record is from RefSeq and is a predicted model, not a curated record. Gene Ontology annotation, molecular function: transferase activity. Gene Ontology annotation, biological process: protein ubiquitination.